CGAGGGUGACAGGAAACCCUGUGCAGGGAGCGCCGCCAUCUUGGACCAGCCCGAGGAAGAUCCUGAGGGAGCCGCCGAAGCAGUCACUGCUGCCGCCGCUACCGUCGUCCGAGCGUCUGCAACUCUUGAGGCCGUCCGCCUCCCUGCCGGGGCCUCGGCCGACCCGUGUCCCCGCCCCCCACCCACGUCCCGCGACGUCCGCACUCCUCUUCCUCGUCCUGACGCCCCCCUCCCGCCCGGAAAGCUGCCCAGCCACCAGCAACCCCCCAGUGCCACCAUGGCAACUGCACCGUACAACUAUUCUUACAUCUUUAAGUAUAUUAUUAUUGGGGAUAUGGGGGUAGGAAAAUCUUGCUUGCUUCAUCAAUUUACAGAAAAAAAAUUUAUGGCUGAUUGUCCUCACACAAUUGGUGUUGAAUUUGGAACAAGAAUAAUUGAAGUUAGUGGUCAAAAAAUCAAACUGCAGAUUUGGGAUACUGCAGGACAGGAGCGAUUUAGAGCUGUUACACGAAGCUACUACAGAGGAGCUGCGGGUGCACUUAUGGUGUAUGAUAUCACUAGAAGAAGUACAUAUAACCACUUAAGCAGCUGGUUGACAGAUGCAAGGAAUCUCACCAACCCAAAUACUGUAAUAAUUCUCAUAGGAAAUAAAGCAGAUUUGGAGGCACAGAGAGAUGUUACAUAUGAAGAAGCCAAGCAGUUUGCUGAAGAGAAUGGCUUGUUGUUCCUUGAAGCAAGUGCAAAAACGGGAGAGAACGUAGAAGAUGCUUUUCUUGAGGCUGCCAAGAAAAUCUAUCAGAACAUUCAGGAUGGAAGCCUGGAUCUGAAUGCUGCUGAGUCUGGUGUACAACACAAACCUUCAGCCCCACAGGGAGGACGGCUAACCAGUGAACCCCAGCCCCAAAGAGAAGGCUGUGGUUGCUAGUGACCUCUUUGCUCUGGCUCUCAUUUGACCUUUCACCUCUGUCUGUUGGAAGCAGUACUUUUUACUGCCUCAUUGUCUUCUGUACAUCUUACUGGGUUUAAUUAAAAAAAAAACAACAAAAAGCAACUCUUGUAAAAACAGUUUAACACAAUACUAAACUGCUAAACAACUAGAUGUAAUCAGGUUAUCAAAAGCAAGUAGAGUAAUAAAUCUCUCCUGCAUGGUGAAUCUAGACUUCUUCCCCCCUUGAUUGUCUUUGUGAUAGGUAUGUCACCAAUAUAUUUGAUUUAAACUGAGCACUGAUGCUGGACUUGAUUUUUAUCUUCCCUUUUAGCAAGGCUUUGUUUCAUUAUACGGUUUAAAUUUGGUCUCUUCAGUCUUUCUCCCCAUCUUUAAAACUGUUCAAGUAUGUCUGUGUAACCAGUAAGCUCAUUGCUGUAGAAUGACUUCUGAUGGUAGAGAGGGGCUGUAGCUACUUUGUUUUGUUUCUGUUGGGUAAGUUCCCUGUUGUAGGGGUGGCAUUUUUCUUGAUGAGGUUUGCUUCUUUCUUAGCCUUGCACAGAAAAAUAUCCAUUCUCUUUUCUCUUAUGCUUAAUAGCUUUAUCUUUUUUUAUACCAUUUUAUCCUUUUCUCUUUAACAGAAAGUAAAUAUGUAUAAAAUUUGAAGGAAUCGAACUAACAAUACCUUCUGUGUAUAUUAUUUUAAUGAAGAAAAUAAAUUGAUUACUGGCAUUGGAACAGUAUAAAAUACCAGUUUGUACAGUGUGACCUACAUGUGACCAUGUUACUCUUCCACUUCAUGCAAGAAAAUAAGACACAACUGCAGUUCACAAGUAGACUGGCUCCACUCCUUGCAGCAGCGUGUGGGACAUGCUGGAAAGAGCUGGUGUCAGUGGAUUAACACUAGCAGAUUCUAUUCCAUCUGUACACGGAGGCUUACCUGCUGAUUCUCUAAUUGUUUGUGCAAUCAACAAUGUGCUAACCUGCUUUUCUUUUUGUAAACAUUUUUGUGUUACAGGCUGCAUUCUUGCCUUACUGUAUAGAAAAAGGAACAAGGCUGGGUUUAUUAUUGCACAUUUUAAGCUUUUAUACCUUUAUCUUGGAAUAGUCAACUUCUGAACCAGAUAGCCAGAACCGCAGGUCUGCUGUUAAGGGAUUUUAAAUUGUGCAUUUUUUACACUACAAUGAAAUAAUUUAAUAUUAUCCCUUACAUUUAUAGUAUGAGGGAAUAUUUUAUGUCAUGUUGGCAUAAAUUGUCUUGUGAAAGGGAAAGUGUUUCUAAUGGCAUUUAGUGUUGUGCUGACACAACAUAAGUUACUACUUUGCACUGGGUGGUCUGGCUCCUGAAACUUGAGUUCUUCACUUCUGUUGAUUGAUUUCUAGCUGUUUAUGGUGGCCAGGAAUUGAGAAAGUUAUUUGAAGUCAAGUGUAGGAUAGGUAAGCCUGAGCAUAUUAUAUUAAUGCACUCAGUUUAAAUGUUGUGUUUAAAAUACACAUUUUUAAAUCCCGCUUUACAGACACUCAUGUAAAAUGACAUCUUUCUGGGUAAUAAACAUAAACGUGAUAGUUCCAGAGCAUUGUAUAGUCAAUGUUAUAUAAAAUCCCAAACUGGAAUGUGCAGAAAAUAGGAUUUGGUUUAUUUGUGGACUCAUCUUUUUGUCUUUGUUUAACUGAAAAGAAAUUCUGGUGUAGAUUGGUUUGUUCUGUUAAAGAUUUACAGUGAUUCAUUUUGCUUACACUGCUGCAUCAUAAGGGAUUUGCCCAGGGACCAUGACCUGCUGGUGUGUGUAUAUAUUUUCAAAAACAAAAUAAGCCACCCAUUGGGAUAUAAGGUAGCAAUCACAAACUAAGGACUGCAGCUUGUUUAGGUGCAAUACCCUGAUUCCCAAAGUUAGUUACAGUGGGUCUUAUUGUUUUUGUGACAGAAGGAUUUAUUCAGACUGCUGUACUCAUUUGAUGUAACAAAAUGCUAUUAAUCUAAAUAUUUGUAAAUAAAGUACCUGUAUCUAGAUUAAUUUGAAGUUGCUUGCAUUAUUUUCUGACCUAGAAUAACUUUUCUUCAGAUGAAUAAUUAUUGAUAUAAAUGUUAACGUUUAUUGCAGAACUGCUUAUUUUGAAGGUCUAUGUAUGUAGCAUACAAAACCACAUCACUAGUUGAGUUAGUUUAAUUCUUGUAUUUGCAUCAACCUUGUAGUAUGUUUUCAGUCAGCCAUUUGAGGUCAGCAUAUUUGGUGGCUAAUAAGUGUUCUCCUUUAACUGUACUUGGGGCCAAAAAUCUAUUAUUUGCAAGUGUAACCCCUGUAAUAAAUUUGGAUGCUUGAAAACCAGUAAAUUGUCAAAUUGUAACAUCUGUGCCAGAGGCAGUAACUUCACAAUGAAAUUCUUUCAAUUUCUCACCCAGGAGGACUUACUGCUUGUGCAGUCACCUGUUACUGAUUGCCUUGCACCACCAAGGAAGGUGUGUAACAGUAACUGGUGUUCAAGUACUAUUUAUGCAUUAGACCUUCCAGUACAAUGCUCAAGCAAAACGUUUUUCAUGAAUAAUAAAGUGUUUGAUGCAGUAA
Molecule: messenger RNA, 3489 nt
Organism: Jaculus jaculus (lesser Egyptian jerboa)
Lineage: Eukaryota; Metazoa; Chordata; Mammalia; Rodentia; Dipodidae
Gene: Rab14
Product: RAB14, member RAS oncogene family
Exons: 8
Coding region: 278-925 (215 amino acids)
Biological process (GO): endocytic recycling; defense response to bacterium; phagosome maturation
Cellular component (GO): recycling endosome; phagocytic vesicle; Golgi apparatus
Molecular function (GO): GTPase activity; GTP binding
Source: RefSeq, a predicted model, not a curated record